AGACGAGUUGCAGCCCAGGGUGGAGGCCCUCUCUCUCUCUCUCUCUCUCUCUCUCUCUCCAGGUAUAAGAAGGACGAUGCGAUGUGAGGCCCCCGGGUUUUUAGCCUUCUUCAGGGUUGAAAGUUGAAACCUUCGCCUUUAUAUCACAUCCUCCUCUCGUUCUCUCUUUCUUCGGAAACUUCCUGCACCACCGUUCAUGGGUGAACAUCUCUUACAUUCGUUGAAACUUUGGCCUGCAUCUGAUCUGUUUCAUUAGCUAUCUGCCUAAAGGUUCGCAAUUCAUUCUUUUCCAUCUUCAUCAGAAUUAUCUAGUCAAUCACAAAAAAUAGGGAAUGCUGAAAGAUGUUAAAAUGCGGAAUUUCUUCCUCUGAAGUUGACAAGAUCAUAGCUCCAUGUGGUGGGCUACCUUUGUAUAUCCUUUAUGAGGCUGACCAUUUAACUCACUGCCCGUUUCAUUGUGCUCAAAUGCUUGGUGUGACAAGAGAUACAGGAGCUCAUAUCUUGUCAAAGUACGAUGUUUGUGAAGAUGGUUGAGCUUUUAGGCUAUUGAGAGCAAUUCCAUAAAUAACUAUAUCAGUCAUAUUGCCUUAGCAAGUAUAGUAGCUUUAUUUUGUUCAAAUAUUGUAGCUCGAAAUGGAAAACAAAGGGCAUGUGUUGAUGCAGAAGUAUGAGAUAGGCAGAUUGCUAGGCCAGGGAACCUUUGCCAGAGUGCACCAUGCAAGGAAUCUUCGAACUGGAAAUAGUGUAGCCAUCAAGAUAAUUGACAAAGAGAAGAUACUGAAGGUUGGAAUGAUGGAGCAGAUUAAGCGAGAAAUUUCGGUUAUGAGACUGGUUAGACAUCCAAAUAUUGUAGAACUUUAUGAGGUUAUGGCUACCAAAACCAAGAUUUACUUUGUCAUGGAAUAUAUUAAAGGCGGUGAGCUUUUCAACAAAGUAGCUAAGGGGAAGCUCAAGGAGGAUGUUGCAAGAAAAUAUUUUCAACAGUUGAUCAGUGCAGUUGAUUAUUGCCACAGUAGAGGAGUAUCUCAUCGUGAUUUGAAACCAGAAAACCUACUCUUGGAUGAGAAUGGGAAUCUAAAGGUUUCGGAUUUUGGUUUAAGUGCCCUUGCAGAAUGUAAGCGACAGGAUGGAUUACUUCAUACUACCUGUGGGACCCCUGCUUAUGUUGCUCCAGAAGUGAUAAACAGAAAGGGUUAUGAUGGAUCCAAAGCUGAUAUUUGGUCAUGUGGGGUGAUCUUAUAUGUUCUAUUGGCUGGCUAUCUGCCAUUCCAUGAUACAAAUCUGAUGGAGAUGUAUAGGAAGAUUGGAAAGGCAGAAUUUAAAUUCCCUAAUUGGUUUGCACCUGAAGUACGCAAGCUUCUAUCAAAGAUCCUGGAUCCAAACCCUAGCUCAAGGAUAUCCAUGGCCAAAAUAAUGGAAAACUCCUGGUUUCGUAAGGGGUUAGAACCUCAAUCCCUAAUCAUUGAGACAGACACAAAAGAACCAGCUUAUCUGGAUUGCGAUGCUGUGUUUAAUGUGGACGAGAGUAGCUGUGCUGUUACAGAAUCCAAGCAAGAAUUGGCAAAACCUUGUAACUUGAAUGCAUUUGAUAUCAUCUCCUAUUCUGCAGGCUUCGACUUGUCUGGCUUGUUUGAGGAAAAGGAGAAAAAGAAAGAGGUGCGGUUUACUUCCAACAAGCCUUCCGUAAUCAUCAUCUCAAAGCUUGAAGACAUUGCUAACCGUCUGAAGCUGAAAAUAAAGAAGAAGGAUGCAGGCUUGUUGAAAUUUGAAGGUUCAAAGGAAGGCAGGAAAGGAGCACUGGGCAUUGAUGCAGAAAUCUUUGAGAUCACUCCUUGUUUUCAUUUGGUGGAAAUGAAGAAGUCCAGUGGAGAUACACUGGAGUAUCAGACAGUACUAAAACAAGAGAUUAGACCUGCACUCAAGGACAUUGUUUGGACAUGGCAAGGAGAACAGCAGCAGCAUCAGCAACAGCAAAUAUUAAAACAAGGAGAGCAACAGGAGCUACAGCCUUCUCAAGCAUAUGCAUUGGAGGCUGCUUCAUCUCAUAAUACAACCUAAAUAAAUAUUCUCUCGCAAUUAAUUUGUGUAUCCUUGGCCUCUUUGUCAAGGAGAAUUUAAUCCUUGUGACAGUAUACAACUUAUCAGUAUAAAUGGGUGGAUGCUUCAUGAUGUGUAUAUAUAUAUUGGCUGUAUUUAAUCA
Messenger RNA from Hevea brasiliensis (rubber tree), 2200 nucleotides. Its product is annotated as CBL-interacting protein kinase 2. The transcript is spliced from 2 exons. The record is from RefSeq and is a predicted model, not a curated record. NCBI's taxonomy places the organism in Eukaryota, Viridiplantae, Streptophyta, Magnoliopsida, Malpighiales, Euphorbiaceae. Gene Ontology annotation, biological process: signal transduction; protein phosphorylation. Gene Ontology annotation, molecular function: protein kinase activity; ATP binding. Bases 634 to 2058 code for a protein of 474 amino acids.